This is a messenger RNA of Rhopalosiphum maidis (corn leaf aphid), 968 nucleotides long. RefSeq names its product derlin-1 (gene Der-1). Lineage: Eukaryota; Metazoa; Arthropoda; Insecta; Hemiptera; Aphididae. Gene Ontology annotation, biological process: endoplasmic reticulum unfolded protein response. The record is from RefSeq and is a predicted model, not a curated record. The transcript is spliced from 7 exons. Gene Ontology annotation, molecular function: misfolded protein binding; ubiquitin-specific protease binding. The coding region runs from base 183 to 968 and encodes 261 amino acids. Gene Ontology annotation, cellular component: Hrd1p ubiquitin ligase ERAD-L complex; endoplasmic reticulum membrane.
UUCAUUUUCAUUAAUCAUUAAUAAAUGAUAUUAUUUGAAAUAGUAAUUUAUUAGUAUUGAGUGUUGUGGUUCCAUUCGUCAAUUAUUAUUUCUAUCGAGAAUCUGAUCGAGUAUAAUGUUAAAUACUUUAUAGUGGAUCAAUUUCUCUUAAGGAUUAAUUCACUGCCGCUCACGAUAACGUGAUGGCCGAACUUCCUGAUUGGUUUACAUCCAUACCUUAUUUCACCAAACGAUGGCUCGCUCUGACUGCUAUUUUGACUUUGGCUGGGCGGUUUGGCAUUCUGAAUCCUUUCAACUUUAUGUUGUUUUAUGAACCAUUUAUCAAAAAAUUUGAGAUUUGGAGAGCAGCUACUGCUUUGUUAAUGUACCCAUUAUCACCUGGAAAUGGAUUUCAUUUCUUAGUCAAUUGUUAUUUUCUAUAUAGUUAUUCAAUAAGAUUGGAAACGGACUCAUUUAGUGGAAGACCUGCUGAUUACUUUUUCUUACUUAUAUUUAAUUGGAUAUGUUGUGUCAUUAUUGGACUCCUGGCAAAUAUACCGGUUCUUAUGGAUCCUAUGGUAUUAAGUAUAUUAUAUGUGUGGUGCCAACUAAACAAAGAUGUAAUUGUUAGUUUUUGGUUUGGAACCCGUUUCAAAGCCAUGUAUUUACCAUGGGUAUUAUUUGGAUUCAACUUGAUCAUAUCUGGAGGAGGACUUCAGGAAUUAGUCGGUAUUAUUGUGGGCCAUAUAUAUUUUUUCCUUAUGUUCAAAUACCCACAAGAAAUGGGCGGACCACAGCUUAUACAAACACCUCAAAUAUUUUACAAAUUUUUUCCUAAUCAAAGAACAGUUCAUGGUUUUGGUCAACCACCAACUAGAGCAGCACCAACUGCAGCCCCACCGGCAGGAAACCAACAACAAGGUGAGGGUGGAUUAAACUUUCGUCGUCACGAUUGGGGCAGAGGUUAUGUUCUCGGACAACAACAAUAA